Messenger RNA from Bombina bombina (fire-bellied toad), 1405 nucleotides. It is a transcript of the gene STMN3, whose product is annotated as stathmin 3. The transcript is spliced from 5 exons. Gene Ontology annotation, biological process: regulation of microtubule polymerization or depolymerization; neuron projection development; microtubule depolymerization. The record is from RefSeq and is a predicted model, not a curated record. Lineage: Eukaryota; Metazoa; Chordata; Amphibia; Anura; Bombinatoridae. Gene Ontology annotation, molecular function: tubulin binding. Gene Ontology annotation, cellular component: cytoplasm; neuron projection. Bases 139 to 681 code for a protein of 180 amino acids.
UUCACUCUCCCUCUUCCACCUCCUUCCUUCCCUCCUCCCCUCUUCCUUCUCAGAUACCCCUAGCGCUGACUCAAACACACAGCAUUGCAGUGCUCGCCCAGCUGCCCAUCCCUCUCCCUGCUCCACUCGUUCAGCACCAUGGCCAGCACCGUGUCAGCCUACAAGGAGAAAAUGAAGGAGCUCUCCAUGUUGUCCCUUAUCUGCUCUUGCUUCUACUCUCAGCCACACCCCAACCUCAUCUAUCAGUAUGAAGACAUGGAAGUAAAGCCGCUAAACAAGAGGGCAUCUGGGCAAAGUUUUGAGGUGAUCCUGAAGUCGCCAUCAGACUUAUCACCUGAGAGUCCCCCUCUUGUUGUCUCACCCAGGAAGAGGGAUAUUUCUCUGGAAGAACUGCAGAAACGGCUUGAAGCUGCAGAGGAGAGGAGGAAGUCUCAAGAGGCGCAGGUGCUGAAACAGCUGGCCGAGAAGAGGGAGCAUGAGAGAGAUGUUCUGCACAAGGCUAUAGAAGAUAACAACAACUUUAGCAAGAUGGCAGAGGAAAAACUGAAUUAUAAAAUGGAACUGAGCAAGGAGAUAAGAGAUGCCCAUUUGGCAGCCCUGAGGGAACGCCUCCGUGAGAAGGAACUGCACGCUGCAGAAGUGCGCAGGAACAAGGAGCAAUUAGAGGAGAUGUCUGGAUAAAAAAAGAAACCAUCUUGAUCUUCCAAACAAAGUCCAGCAAGCAGCAAAGAAAACAAUUCCCUUUAUUUAGAUGCUAGAUUUGUCAUCAUUCACUCCAUCACACAACUCUUGGCCCAUCUUUGUCUAUUACCCAUGCUCCUUCCCUCUCACCCACAUGACAUAACCCAUCAAAGGGGGUAAAAUCCAUAGAAACCUAGGAAAAUAAUCGCACGCAUCCAGUAUCUUACAGAAAAAUAUGUUCCCUGCAUAUCUUGUUUUGCAACCAUAUAAAUUACAGUGGUUCUGCCAGUUGGAUUUAUUGUCUCACAUGGAUAAAUGAAAGAAUUAUUGUACUGAGGAAGUGAUGAUGGUGGGCAUAGGCGUAUGUAACCUUAAACAAUCAUGGCGCCAUUUUGAUCUAUGACUUAGGUUUGUUAUGUAGUUAAACAGCAAUUUAUGUAACAGCCUGCUAGCUUGUGCUGUAUUCUAAAAUUACAUUGAAAGAUUUUGAAGGCAGAAAGAUACACGUUUCGCUAAUCUGCUCAUUAUUCUUUCUUUAAAAAAAAAAUGAAAAAAUUCAGGCCUAAUUAGUCCUCAGGGUAACUUAAAAAGGGACAUUGUACUCAAAAGGUUUCUCUGUUCAAUCUAAAAGAAAAUCGAUUGCAAAAUGUAUUCCAGUGCUUUGUUUUUUUUUUGUUUUUUUUUAUGUGUGUUUCUGUGCUGAAUAAACUAUUUUUUUCCUUUA